AUGCUCAUACAGAAGUUCUUUUCGCUCGUUCCAGCGGAAGACAAAAACUUGGAAAACCUUGUAAAUGAGCUAGCCCAAUCUAAAAAGAACAUCAGGAAAAUACAAAAUUAUGGGGCAAAGGAGAGAAGCGCGGACAGUUCCAUUCGUAAAGAUGACGUCAAUCAAAAGGUAGAAAAGUUAACCAUCACGUCAGUUGGUUCCAGGCGAAAUGCAAGCGAGAAGGACAAAUGGUGCAGCUUUAGGCAGAAGAAGAACGAUGUCGGGAAAGGUCCAUCCAGCUUGUCCCAAAAAUGUAAAAAAACUACGUUCGAUGGUAGUAAAGAUAUUAAGGCACUCAAAUGGGACCCCCCCACCAGCGCCAAGUUCGAUUUGUCAAGCAUCAAAGAAAAUGAACUUUUCCAAAGGAUUUUUAAAACAGUUGAAAGAGAAAGUAUAAAAAGUAAAAAUGAAAAAUUAAAAAGCAAAAGUGAACAACUCAAAAAAUUGAAAAACAAUUUAGGGAACCAAAAUGAACAUGUAAAAGGAAAAAAUGCGAAUGAAGAAAAUAAAGACCAACUAACAGAAUCGUUAAUCGAAUUUAGGAAAGUUCUAAAUGAUAAGAAGAAGACAUGUGCCACUUUGAAAAUCAAGACUAGAAGUUUUGGGAAGGAACACGCGUCCUUUUCCCCCUUUCAAGACAACGCCGUCGAAUGUUAUAAUAUGCACCACAGUUGUAAAGGCGAAAGUUUUAAAAACGGUUUAGGGGGCGAAGUAGAUGAUAAAAUCGAAGAAAGGGAGAAAAGAAAAGAGCAUACGAAAAUGCAAAGGUUGGAUCCCCCCUACCAAAAUGGCCAAGACAGAGUCGCAAAAGGGACAGCCCACAGGAGUAGGCAGAACCAGAAGGGAUGCCCCUCCAACAGGAUUAAUCAAAAUGAUUUAAUAAAUGCAGAACGAGGAAAUACUCCCCAUUAUUUCACUAAACGGGGUAAUGCGCCCCCACAAAAGGGGUACCGAAAUGAACACACUUACCGCCAAUUUGAAAACCCAUCCGUUAUGGGGGAGGAAAGAAGCAGUCGUAGUAGCAGCAGCGGCAACAAAUCACAAGGUCAACACUACAUACGCUCCUGUAGCAGCAGAGGCAAUACGUCACACGGUCAAUAUUACAUACGCUCCUGUAGCAGCAAUUUUUCUGUGCCAAGUAGUAGUAAUUACAAAAAAGGUAAAAGAAGCCUCAGCGCUGCUAAGCAAAAGAACAAAAUGUGCGAACAAGUCAGUGACGACAAAAGGGGUAGGAGACGUAACCACAAUAAUGGGAAAAAAAAAGAAAAAAAAAAAUCAGCCAACAGUGGGGAUAACAAAUUUGGUAAUCUUAAAAAUAAACGCAGUCACACCUGUAGAGACAUUUUCCGAAAUGGUUAUACACCCCCCAGAAGGGCAUCAAAAUACAAGUCACCCCAUCGCAGACUUCAUUUAAUUGACCACCCAAUGGGGGGACACCAUUUCCCCAAAUGUGACAACUCAGGCGGUAAGAAAUUCCAACUCUUAGUGGUAAAAAAGAAGAGGAAAAAAAUAAACAUGGCAAUUUUUGCCAAAAAGAAGAUAGAAAAGCGUAUGCGUGCAACACGGGGAGGGAUUCAUACACUCGAAGAGGAGUCUCCUAACCCCCGAAGUGAAUAUGUCAACAGCGUAAAGGACUGCCAUAGCUGUUCACCCAUUAGGUCCAUUGAACACACCAGAGAAAACUCAAACAAUUGGAAAGGUGAUCAGUUAUACCACGAAAUGGCCACACCGUGUGAGAACGAAUGGAAGAACCACGAAAGUAACUCCAACAAUGAUGAUGAAAGGAACUCAAGCCACGUUAAAGAAAACAACAAAAGUUGCCUCGCUGAAAAAGACUUGCAUAAAAUGAGCGACUAUGGAAUACCCCCCCUUAAUAGUUGCGACACACAUAGGGAGAGACUAACCACAAAUGGCAAAGCAGGUGAUCUAAUGUACGAAGUGAAAGCCGAAGGGUCUUCCCCCAAAGGUGAAAGCAAAACACACAACACAUGUGUAGACGCAGAAAUGUGGAAAAACACAGGGGGAAGUAAAAUAAAAAUACGAGAUGGAAGAAUUGAAAAGGAACGGACUUCAUCCAAUUCUGCAGCGAAAAGAGAAGCAAACUUAAACAACUCAAACGGUGAAAUUGCUUAUCUUUUAAGCCAUGCAACGGGAAACACACUAAGCAGAAGCAACACCAUAAGUAACACCCCCUAUGGAGGAGCGCUUGCUGUAGACUUCGACGAACCAACUGAGAAGUUAAGAAGAGGGAACACCUCCAUUAAGGGCCAUAGAACAGUAGCAGAAAGAGGCACAAAUGACAUACGGAAGGACUCCAAUGCAGUUAAGCUAAGUAGGAAAGGGUCCGAAUUGCCACAUGAAGGGGAAAACAUAGAGCUUGGAAAGCAGCGCAAAAAGGGACAUGCAAAUUGCAUAAGUGCCGACCUGCAUGAUGACACACAUGAUGGCACACAUGAUGACGCGCAAGAUGACGCGCACGGGGAUGUGCGCACUGAUCGACAAGGCAACGACCGGGGAAAGAAACACAUCCUCCAAGAAAUACUAUCCUUCUACACUCGAUAUAAACAUAAACUGAACUUCCUCCUGCAGGAGGAAUAUAAUUAUUUAAGCAGGCUGAGGGACUACGUCAGAAAAAAUGCUCAAGAGUUAGAAGAAGUGAAGAACGGCGAUCCAGCCGAGGGCACUUCCACACAUGAGGGUUGCGAAGGAGACAACUUCUUAAUUAACGAACUUGUGCAAAGGAUAAAUAACUGCAUGGUGGAAAAAAAUAAGUUACACAAUUCGAGCGAUGAGGAAGCCGUUUCAACGAAUCAGAUUAAAAAAUGCGAUUGCGGAAAGGGAAAAGAAAAUUUUAUUUAUCAUCUAAACAAAGACGACGCAGAUGUGCACCAACUUUGCGUUCAAACAGACAAAAGAAUCAAACGAAUUGAAUAUUAUCUAAAUCAAAGUGAGAAGAAAUGUUUGCGAAAAAACAAUAGCAUCACUAGGAGAGAAGCUCCUCCCUUCGCGAAAAGUCCAUCAAGCGAUCGUUCCGCAAAUGGGAGCGAGUUCUUUUGCAAAGACAACUCGGUGGAAAGUAACCAACCGGAUUGUCCUUUCCAACGCGCAGACAUGACCAAUCUGCGUAAUGGUGCCGAAGAAAUGAACCAUAUGAGGAUGAGAAAAAGAACCCCCCCUUCUUGGAGGGGCUCAACAAUGACAAAGCGAACGCGCAAAGAAGCUUCCAUGUGUGAAGCAAUGAAUAAAAAAGUACUUGUGCGAAAAAGUGGAAGUUUUAAGGAAGACCACUGUGCAAAAAAACAUUCUAGGUACGAGCUGCUCUACAGAAUUAAGGUGUCUAAAUAUCUCCUACACAAUUGGACUAAAUCGGGAGGACAUCAUAGCGCCAUUUCGAAUUAUCUCUUAAGGGGUUUAAAAUGUGCAGCACCAAAUGGCUUGCCCCUUUAUGAUAAAGGAGAAUUUCACUUUAAAGGGCCCCUCUCUCUUUUCAAUUACAAGCAAUGUUUGCACCACUUCAAAGCGAACACCUUUUAUUGCUACGUUUUGCGUGCAAAAGGAAGAGGCAAUUUUCGUAAAAGGUUUGGCAAUGCGCCCAAUCGAGCAGGAGACCCAAAUUAUGAACAUGCACAAAAAAUUGAGCAAAGAGAAUGCGGCAAUUAUUUAAAUUGUGCAGAUGGGUACGCAGUGGGGGAAUGCAAUAAGACAAAUCGGCCUGUCCCAACGGAUAGGGAAAAUAAAGAGAGGAAAAUAUUCACUAGGCAGACCCCUAUUUGUGGAAAUGAUUUUCUUGUAACAAGAACGAACUCGAAUUUUAGCCACAUCAGUUGUAGCCCUUUUUUCGCAGGAGAAUCACUCCUCUCUGCGCAUUUUACUAAGAGUGUGACGAAACACCCUAUUAAUAGCACCCCCUGCGGUGGGGGAAAAUACACCCCUAAGAAAGAGAGUGACAGUUUCGCUUCGACCAAUUUGAGGUGGAAUCAGAAAAGCACCCCCGAUUUGUGUGGCACCAUAUGGAGAGGAAACCACAACGGAGAAGAAGCCACAAGUGAGAGAUCUGCCCACCGAAUGGCUAACUCCAAGUGGGCUACCACCACAUCAACGUAUAUUACACAAACGGGGGGGAAAAACAAUCCCCUUAAAAAGGAGAUCCCCACGAGUAGGUCAUUGCAUCAAGUGGACAUAAGUUUAAACGCAGCCAAUACUUAUCACGUAAGUCCUAAUUUGUUAAUCGAUAAGGAUAAGCAAAAACAACUGUAUGAUAAUACUGCAGGAGGGAAAGGCUGCAUGCGGUCAGCUAAAUCGAUAAAUUCGUUGGGCGUUAAAAACAGGUCUACUUUAAGUGGUAAACUAGUAGGUGAGCAAAAUUACCCGUUUGAAAAACACCUCACGCGAAUGAGGCACCACAUAGGAGGCUCAAAAAAGGAGAAUUUGGCCUCGCCAAAUGAAAACAAUCAUCUGACAAAUUCAAUCACUGUAGAACAACUCAGCACGCAUUUUAACGUGAGUGAUAAGUGUAGAAGCGGGCGGGGGCAUGCAGAAUGGCUGAGCUUCCCAAAUGGGGGACGCACCGAGGAGUAUCCCCCACGAAGCGAAUGCUAUAUCAAUGUUUACGGAAAUAAUAGUAACACGAAUGACAGCUUGGGGAAAAGCAAAAAUAUGUACCAGCUAAAUUGCUCCUACGACCAAAUUGUAAACUCACUGUGUAUAAGCAGAGGGAAGAUUGCGCAGGGAAGUGUUGGAACGAGCAAAGGUUGCCAAAAAGGGGAAGGACGCAAAAAAGGGGAAGAACGCAAAAAAGGGGAAGAACGCAAAAAAGGGGGAGAACGCAAAAAAGGGGAAGAACGCAAAAAAGGGGGAGAACGCAAAAAAGGGGAAGAACGCAAAAAAGGGGAAGAACACGCAAAAGAGGAAUCAUACGAAAAACACUCCAACGCAAUUAACGAUGAAGAAGCGCAAAAUGGAAACGACAACCUGUCCAAGUUACGGGUAGACAAUUUUAACGAAGCGCGAGAACACAAUGGGGAUAGCAGCGCUACGGCUGAUGUGGUGGAAAAGUACUAUGUAGACUUGCUCACCAAUGGUGACAGUCACUCAGGGUAUGUAGGAGCAAAAUUGAAGAAAAAAAAAAAAAAAGCAAAUAACAUUCCACAUGCUGAGAGGGACGAAAAUGAAAACACGCCCAUUCAAAACGCACACUGGUUGGGGAAGGAAAAAAAAGGGGACUCCCCAGAAAAGAAGCUAACACAAGGUGAGACACAUGCAACGCAAAUGAAUCAGAUUGGAAGACACCGCAAAGGAGUUAGCGAGACGAAGUGCCUCUCACAAAAUGGUCAACAGAACGGACAGUUAAGUCCACCUUUCGAUGAAUCAAACUGUCACUAUAAAAGGGAAAAUUACAAUCUGGACGAACAUAUCAAUUUCGAAAAGAGGGAAAGUUCCAAUUUCUUCGAUGAUUUGCAGGACACACUCGACAGAGUCAUGGGGGAAGAAAAUUCCAAACCGUUCAACACUCAUCGGAGCGUAAGCCAAAGUGGGAUAAAGGCAAAAUGGGAGGAACUAAAAAGAGGUGAUUAUAAUCCAGAGGAAUACUCAAAUUUCACCAAUUCGUUAAACGGAAAGAGGGAGGAAAAUUACCUUUUCCCUUCAUGCAACGAAAAAGACAGUUUGAGAAAAUCAAAAUAUAUCGGUGAGCAUAUAUACGGAGACACGCCUCUUAAUUGGAACCCCUCCUCGAGCACCCCCCAAAAGGGGACAAUUCAGGCAGAGGCAUACACGACGCAAAAGGAAGAGUCCCCACGGAUGGUCAGCCCUGGCGAGAGAGGCAACGCCCUCAUCAGUGACGACCAUACGGUGAAUACGAAGUACAACGAAAAAAUAAACGACCAUUUUGACCACUCCCAUUUUAAUCACUCCCAUUUUAACCACUCCCAUUUUAGCGAUUUUUACCACUCGAACAGCUUUUCUCAAAGCUUCAAUUUUGCAGACCACGAUUGGGCCGUAAGAGGGAGCAGCAACUGCGAUAGUACCGUCCACAAUUUUGUCAACACAAAUAAGUUAGAUCAAAUUAUUGAGAAAAUAAAAAAAUGGAAUGAAUACAUUUCAAACGAUGUGAACUAUAUACAGUGCCUAUUCUGUGAUAAGUAUUUAUUCAAAUUGGAAAAUCGUCACGAUAGGGACGUUCUAAACUCGUCGAUAAACGAAUCCAUCAGGAGAGAAAAAUACACCUGUGCGAUUUGCAAACAUAAAAUAAAAACGCUAAGUAAAUACAACGAUGGGGUGAAAAGUGGGGAGCAGGUUGGCACACUAAAGGGGGAGUAUUUUGGAGGCAAGUUAAAGGAGGGUAAAAAAUAUAUCCCUCACACUGCAGCGGAUGCUGUAAACCUUUUAGACACGGAGAAAUUCGAAAAUGCACUUGACGUUACUGGCUCUGGGAGCAGUCAGUUUGCCACCCCCACCCGAACGGAUUCAUCGCUAAACAGUGAUGUUCUGAAAAAGGGUGCCUACCAAAGCGGAAGAAAAAGUCAAAGUGGAAAUGUCCUCGGCGAAAACUCCUCUUUUGCCGAAAGCUACUCUUCUGCUGCAAACUGCGGAAUUGAUGGCCUUCCCCAGUUUGCCAAGUGUGGCUCCGAAAAGCAAGCGCUUUCUUUUCACAACAGAAAUUUAAGUUAUCCCCGCGGUUUUGCCAUUUUUGAUGACACGAUUGGGAACGGUCCACCUGGCAGCAACAUAGAUUCGGGUCUGUUCCCUUUCGAGGAGGUCCACCGGAAAAGUAGCCGCGGCAGCGACAGCGACAGCAGCGAAGCUAUUGGCAGCAAAAGCCCUAGAAGCAGGGGCCAAAACGUAGUGCACACCUACGAGGUAGACAACGAAAUGACAACACAGGGACGGGGUAAAUUCGACCAGAUGGGCGCAACCGAAGGGCGCCAAUUUGAACACACACAUGAUCGGGGUGAUGAUGAGGGUGAUGAGGAGGAGGAUGCUAAUGAGGAUGAUGAUGAUGCAGACGCCGUCACGUUGAACAAGAUGAGCAGGGUGGCACAGAACGCGGCGGAGUUGCCAAUAAAAAGUGACAAAACGGAUGGUGAAAAUGUGGAGAAAACAAAAACAAACGAAAGAGGCACAACUAAAGGGUGCGAAAAGAAAAGGCAAACAUUAAAAAAAAGCUGUUCCGCGAGCGGGAACAAUAUAUAUUUGGGUGGCAGGUCGGAUGACAGGUUGGAAGCCGUGCACCACUCGGUCCAAAGAAUUUUUUCAAACCCGCAAAACAUCCAAUUAAGCAACAUGCGUGUCAGAAAUGGCCUCCCAACGGAAUUGCCAAACUGAAGAAACGAUUAGGGCAACAAACCUAGCAACGAAUUUUUAGACAAAAAAAAAUAACUCGCUCCAUUCCUUAUGGGUGCAAGGGAACGUAAAAGCGUAUCGGCAUCUAAAUGGCACAAACUGGUGCCCGAGAAAGUACCGUUUAAGAGAGAAUAAUUUAUUUAUCACCUUCAGUGAGAACGACUAUUCGCCGUUUGGUGAUCACGUCGAUGGAGCCAUGCGGGACGAGAUAAAAAGCGGCACAAUUUGGCAAAAAAAAAAAAGAGCCUUUGCCGGUGAGGUGAUUCACAAGUGAUGGAUGGCCAACCCUACUCAGACUAAUCUUCACAACUAUAUUUAAAUCGCCCGCAGGAGAUACAACCGAACGAAAGAAGCGCGCACUUUCGUUUAAAGAGCCCCACGUGAAGCAACAAUU
Plasmodium vivax (malaria parasite P. vivax) is the source of this 7774-nucleotide messenger RNA. RefSeq lists its product as hypothetical. Bases 1 to 7362 code for a protein of 2453 amino acids. The transcript has 2 exons. Lineage: Eukaryota; Apicomplexa; Aconoidasida; Haemosporida; Plasmodiidae. The record is from RefSeq and is a predicted model, not a curated record.